GUACUGUCGGUCGAGCUAACAAGAUUACAAAAAUGUUGCUUCAAAUUUGCAGACAAAGCCUUAUGAUGCGUUCAACCCGCUUGAUGAUGUUUGGCACAGUGUAGUCGGAGAGCCUGGUGGAUUCCUACAACAGCCAGAACAAUUAGGUGCACUCCAAUCAGCUCUGGAACUCAUUUCUGCCAGCCAGCAAAAUGGCAUGGUGUCUGACCAUGUGCAAAGGGGAGAUGGGCUAGCAUAUGACUCCAGACGAUUUGCUGCCGUCCAGCAGGAGGGCUUGCCGUCUGGCCAAGGGCAACUAGGACAGAAGGCAGCAUAUGAGUACCGAAGCGAUGCUAAUCAUAGCAAGCUAUGCGCUGCAAAGGGGAAGUGGGCAGCGGAUGAUAGCUCAGACUCAUCGAGCAGCGACAGUGACGACGAACCGGUCAACCCAAGUGUUCGUCUUGCUAAGAGAUUGGAACAAGCUGAUAGGAGAGGUUUGCACUAUAGCAUAGCCUUCCCCAUAUGAAAAAAAUAUAAUAACAAAAAUGUAAAAAAAAUGCGUUGGGCACCACUGAUGUCCUCCCUGUGGUUGUUUGUGCAGGUGAACCCAUAGAACCACAGGAUGCCCGCGGGGACAUAAGGAUUAAUGAUGUUGUGUGUAGUGCCCGUGUGACAGGCAUGUGCUUGCGUGGCGAAUGACUCGUUUGUAGUUAUUAUCAAAGUGUCUUCAAAUGAUAACAAACAUCUGGAGAUUUAUGUUGAAACACUGCAGGGCCACGUAGCAUGAACCGGCUCAGGAGAAGGCUGCAGCCCAGGGGGGGUGCUGGUGAGGCUCAAUCAAGCACUGCACAUGCGAUUGUUACAAACAAUGCGAUGGUGCAUGUGAGAGGCGACUACCUCAGGGCAGAACUCUAUCAAAUAGAGGCCCAGGCAAAAGCAGACCUUGAACGUUAGUUCCAUGAAAAUUUUAAGUUCUUUGUUGGUACUUGUGUGGUUAGCAUACGGGGGGGGCACACCAACUGGCGGGGGUGUUACUAACAAAUGAUGUUCAUAUGUCAAGCAGACGCACAAAUCCAUGGAAUUCUCCCGUGCAGAGGAGGAGCAUCGGGUACUGAUGCAGGUGCUGUCGACGGGGAGAGGCGUGAGCGUGUACGGAGCUUAUCUGCAGCUGCUCUGGCUGUGGUUGAGCAAGCUAUGGAGAAUCCAGAACUUUUUGAAGGUAUAUUUGAUCAAGCUAGGCAGGUGCUAACAACCCUCGGGGUGCAAGGUUACAACACAGAUAAUGUAACGGGGGAUCAUGACAAUGUAAACAAGCCCUCCAAAGAAAGUGCCGAAGAAGUUACAAAUCUGGGAGAGCCGGCAAGAGACAGCCAACUGGAAGGAGGCGAUGCAAAUGUUGGUGGCGAAAAUUGGAGCAGGAUGCUGAAUACAAGCCAGCAAGUGGCAACGAGCCUUCCUACAAUAAACAACAAUGCUGACGGGUUGCCUAGCGGGGAUAUGGAUGCUGUGCUUGGAGCAGAGGUCCUGGGUGAUGGGUUCUUGGGCGUUGGAUCUAUGGUCCGCACUGAAUAUUCGGGAGAAGACGACGACUCAACGGACUUGGAUGAUGAAUUUCUUGCAGUGGCAUCUCAAGUGCCGAUUGAUUACAUGGAUGUAACUGUACAAGCCCAUGAUGAAACAACCUUGGUGGGAGUGGAUAAUUUGAUUGGUUUACUAGCUGCAUUGAACACAUGCAUCUGCUGGAUCGCGUGGAUUGGAGCCUUAAUGGUUGUCAGGAGCGGAAGGGAAGAAGAUACAGGCGAUGAAGACCCACCAUUGAGCGGCACUAUCUUGCUGGGUUGGCAUGGUGUGCCAGGCGUUGACGAUGCUAGUCCAAUUAGAAGACAACAACAUUCCAGACGACAGCAGACAUCCAGUCGAUGUCCAUUGGAUGUUCAGGAAUCAUGCCGUCCUGGGCCUUGUUUCAAUCAUGACAACAGAGAUGAAGAUGAUGAUGAAGCCCGUGGACAUGGAUUGCCAUCUGAGGAUUGUGGAUCAGCCAACCGUUUCCAACAAGCAAUUAUCACCUAUCUUCAUAACUGCAGCUCUAUAAAACGUGGGAGAUCUCAGAGUGGUGGGACUCGAAACGUGCUCGACGUAAACGAUCUGGGUGCAUCACAACCCAUUGCAGCACAAGACCUGGCCAGAAAUGCAGCUGCUGAUACGGUGACAGAGAUUGAUGGCAAUCAGAAGAAAAACCGCACAGUUGUGCUGGAUGUGCAAACAAACUGUCGCCCUGGACCUUUUUUCAGGCAUGAUGAUACAGGUAACUGUUAA
Messenger RNA from Triticum aestivum (bread wheat), 2295 nucleotides. RefSeq lists its product as uncharacterized. The transcript has 8 exons. Bases 1021 to 2295 code for a protein of 424 amino acids. NCBI's taxonomy places the organism in Eukaryota, Viridiplantae, Streptophyta, Magnoliopsida, Poales, Poaceae. The record is from RefSeq and is a predicted model, not a curated record.